Messenger RNA from Gaeumannomyces tritici R3-111a-1, 670 nucleotides. RefSeq lists its product as hypothetical. Bases 1 to 630 code for a protein of 209 amino acids. Lineage: Eukaryota; Fungi; Ascomycota; Sordariomycetes; Magnaporthales; Magnaporthaceae. The transcript is spliced from 3 exons. The record is from RefSeq and is a predicted model, not a curated record.
AUGAAAGAAUACCGGACUCUUGAGAUCAAGGAGAGAAUGGCGCGCGUGCAGGGCGACUGGAACGAGUACCGAGCGCGCUGCCGGAUCGCUCCCCAUUGGGUAUCUAGACAGCUCAGGAUGAUGCGAUGCCAAGACGCGAGCAACGAACAGGGCGAGCAGAACAUCCCUCUGGCCCUGGAACAGCCGCAGCGGCCGACGGUGAGCGCGCACAGCGAGGCAAGGCAUGCACUGACUCUCGGCCACGUCCAACCUCGCGAUAGCGCCCAGGGAAGGCGGCGGCGAGCAGACCGGCCAGCCAGUCGGGUGUCUGGCACACCCUCUACGAGGCGGCGUGCUUGGUCGGGAUGGGGGGCGGGGAUCGAGAGCGCUGGCCGCUGGGAGGCAAUCGAAAAUGGAAACCUCAUGCCAGCCAGCCAGCCAGCCAGCCAGCCAGCCAGCCAGCCGUGCUCAGCCCUGAUCCGCCGUCAAAGCGGCUUCCUGCACAGCAGAGGCGCACGCCAGCUGCUAUGCGGUAGCGCGAUCAGGGAACGCCGCGGUGAUGAUGCCCGAGCGUUGUCGACCCCUCCCGCCCGCUCCCUCGAGAGGUCGCCCGCUCGGUGGCGCGCCGCACCGCAGCCAGCUCAUUUCUAAUCCAACCCGAGGGGCUCGCCACAAGAGCCAUCUUGGCAGC